Messenger RNA from Hansenula ciferrii, 369 nucleotides. It is a transcript of the gene MIM2, whose product is annotated as Mim2p. The record is from RefSeq and is a predicted model, not a curated record. Gene Ontology annotation, biological process: protein insertion into mitochondrial outer membrane; mitochondrial outer membrane translocase complex assembly. Gene Ontology annotation, cellular component: mitochondrial outer membrane. Bases 1 to 369 code for a protein of 122 amino acids. The transcript has a single exon. NCBI's taxonomy places the organism in Eukaryota, Fungi, Ascomycota, Saccharomycetes, Phaffomycetales, Wickerhamomycetaceae.
AUGAGUGAAUUUGCAGAGAGCAUUGCUAAUAGUAUACCACAGGGAAGUUUCAUCCCACAAGAUGGAAUAGAUGCCCCAUAUACCCUACAAGAAAGAAAUCCAAUAUUAGACGAAAUACUGAAUGAAGAUGAAGAGGAACAGGAUGGAGAAGAUUCAGGUGAUGAUUAUGAUGAUGAAUAUGCUUAUGAAUACGAUUCUGAUGAUAGUUUAGAUGAUGAAUUAAAAUUGAUUAAUGCUCAAUUACAAUGGGAAGAAUCUUUGGAUCAAUUGAAAACAUUGGCUGGUUGGGUUAUAUUACCAUUGAUUGGGAAAAUGUUAGGAAGAAGGUUUGCAGGGAUUAGUGAGUAUAAAAAUAGAAGGGAGAAUUGA